CAUUCCUUCUGUGGAAUAAUGAAAUUGCAAUUCUAAGGUGAUAACCGAGUAGACUGAAGAACAACACUGUCUGAAGACGCGCAUUCCUUAAUCCUAUGAGCCAUUGACUCUCUUUCCUGGUUCUCCCCCAUUCCAAAGUGAGAGUUGAAAGUCGAUUAACAUGGCGUUUCAAGCAAAGAAACUCAUCAAUGAUCCCAAUGAUGUGGUUACUGAGUUCAUCGAGGGUUUGGUGGAGACUUAUCCUGGAUUGCAGUAUUUGGAUGGUUUUCCUGAGGUAAAGGUUGUUUUGCGUGCUGAUGUAUCAGGCUCUACUUAUGAUAAAGUGUCGGUCAUAUCAGGAGGUGGCAGUGGUCAUGAGCCUGCCCAUGCUGGAUUUGUCGGUCAAGGAAUGCUUACUGCUGCAAUAUGUGGAGAUAUAUUUGCUUCUCCACCCGUUGACUCAAUUCUAGCUGGUAUUCGAGCUGUAACCGGGCCAAAGGGAUGCCUCUUAAUUGUCAAGAAUUACACUGGGGAUCGCCUAAAUUUUGGUCUGGCUGCUGAACAAGCAAAAUCUGAGGGCUACAAAGUUGAGAUGGUCAUAGUUGGUGAUGAUUGUGCUUUAGCACCUAGAGGUGUGGCUGGACGCCGAGGCUUGGCAGGAACUAUUCUUGUCCACAAGGUUGCUGGAGCAGCAGCAGCUGCCGAUUGCUCCCUUGCAGAAGUUACAGCUGAAGCUAGAAGAGCAUCUGAAAUGGUUGGUACUAUGGGUGUUGCAUUAUCUGUAUGCACCCUUCCUGGGCAAGUCACAUCAGAUCGCUUGGGUCCUGGAAAGAUGGAACUUGGUCUUGGAAUUCAUGGAGAACCUGGUGCUGCUGUGGCUGAUUUGCAACCUGCUGAUGUGGUUAUUGCUCAUUUUCUUAUGCAAAUAUUAUCACCGGAAACAAAUUAUGUGCCUAUUGAACGGGGGAAUAAUGUUGUCCUCAUGGUCAAUGGGUUGGGCGCCACUCCUGUGAUGGAACUGAUGAUUGCUGCUGGCAAAGCUAUUCCUAGAUUGCAGUUGGAGCAUGGUCUGGCUGUUGAUCGAGUGUAUACAGGCUCUUUUAUGACUUCUCUGGACAUGGCAGGAUUAUCAAUUACUGUCAUGAAGGUAGAUGAAGCAAUUCUGCAACUAUUAGAUGCUCCAACAAAGGCACCAGCCUGGCCUGUAGGUGUUGAUGGUAAUCGCCCACCCGCAAAGAUUCCUGUCCCUGUUCCUCUAUCUUCAAUUGCAAGGAGCAAUGAGCUAUCAACUCGGCCACAAGAACUAAGUGAACAAGGUCGUGUUCUUGAGGUGGCUAUUGAAGCGGCAACUAGUGAAUUGAUUAAUUUGAGGGACCAACUCAAUGAAUGGGACAGUAAAGUUGGUGAUGGUGAUUGUGGAUCUACGAUGUAUCGUGGUGCUUCUGCUAUUCUAGAAGACAUGAAGAAAUAUUAUCCUCUGAAUGAUGCAACAGAGACCAUAAAUGAGAUUGGAUCUUCUAUCAGAAGGGUCAUGGGAGGGACAAGCGGGAUAAUAUAUGACAUACUAUUCAAAGCCGCAUAUGCUGAAUUGAAGUCAACUGGCCAGUGCACAAUUACACCUAAAGAAUGGGCUUCUGCACUUCAGGCUGCUAUUGCUGCUGUAAGCAAGUAUGGAGGGGCCAGUGCUGGUUACCGGACAUUAUUAGAUGCUCUAAUUCCAGCUGCAGAAAUUCUUCAAGAGAGACUAAAUGCUGGGGAUGAUCCAGUCAAUGCUUUUGUUCUCUCAUCUGAAGCCGCAUUUGCUGGUGCAGAGUCUACCAAGAAUAUGCUUGCACAGGCUGGGCGCUCAACUUAUGUAUCCAGUAAUAAUUUGGCUUCAGUUCCAGAUCCUGGUGCUAUGGCUGCUGCCUCAUGGUAUAAAGCUGCAGCUUUGGCUUUAAAGAAGUUUUACCAGACAUGAUAGUUUCGGAGUAUUAUCCAUUCACCACCAUGUUUUUCUGGCACACAACUUCAACUUCCUGUGGUGUUACUUCUGCUCAGUAGCAGCGUUGGCUGUCGAGACUUGACUAAUCUUCUCCUGUGUGCCGCUUUUUUUGGGCCGCAGAGUAUUUUCUCUGUAAUUUUGUGCUUAGGACCAAUUAACAUGUGGUCGUCUGCUUACGAAUCUAAGCUCAUCAAUUUUAACAUGUUCAUAAAUUUCAUCAAGUUUUCCAAAAACACCCAAUUAUGAAGUUAAUCCUUAGUGCCUAACUAGCUAUCUCUAUAAA
Amaranthus tricolor (Joseph's coat) is the source of this 2246-nucleotide messenger RNA. RefSeq names its product putative 3,4-dihydroxy-2-butanone kinase. Gene Ontology annotation, cellular component: cytosol. The record is from RefSeq and is a predicted model, not a curated record. Bases 161 to 1939 code for a protein of 592 amino acids. The transcript has 21 exons. NCBI's taxonomy places the organism in Eukaryota, Viridiplantae, Streptophyta, Magnoliopsida, Caryophyllales, Amaranthaceae. Gene Ontology annotation, molecular function: ATP binding; glycerone kinase activity. Gene Ontology annotation, biological process: glycerol catabolic process.